Molecule: messenger RNA, 1479 nt
Organism: Pichia membranifaciens NRRL Y-2026
Lineage: Eukaryota; Fungi; Ascomycota; Pichiomycetes; Pichiales; Pichiaceae
Exons: 1
Coding region: 1-1479 (492 amino acids)
Biological process (GO): intracellular mRNA localization
Cellular component (GO): endoplasmic reticulum; ribonucleoprotein complex; nuclear outer membrane-endoplasmic reticulum membrane network
Molecular function (GO): mRNA binding
Source: RefSeq, a predicted model, not a curated record
AUGGCUUCCGAAAUUCCUGAAAUAGAGCCUCCAAAGCAAAGAAAGUUCAUUAAGCAACCCGAUGUUGAGCAGAAAAACAAAAAGAUUGACAAGUUGAAUGAUGACAUCAAGAAAAUCGAAGCUUCAAUAACUUUGAUUUCGACUCAAAUUGAGUCAACUGCUACCCCAAAGGCGGACGCUGAAAAGCGCAAGACCUUGACUGCAGAGUUGAGAAAGAUUGUUUCUUUCCAAGAUGACAUCAAGAAGAAGAGACACAAUAUUAACGAUCAAGUCAGAUUGAUUGAUCAAAAUAUUAAGAAGAAGAUUUCUGAAAUCAAUGCCAAGACUUCCAAGUACAACUUCAAGACUGUUGAAGACAUCGACAAUAACAUCAGAAAGAUAGAAAACUCGAUUGAAUCGGGUAAUCUGAUGUUAGUUGAGGAAAAGAAGGCAUUGAAGGAAAUCACUGCUUUGAACAAGUUAAAAAAAGAUUUUGCUGGUAUCGAAUUAACCCAAAAAUCUGUUGACUCCGACAAAGCCAAGAUUGCUGAGUUGAAGGCCUCUUUGAGUGGCAUUACCAACAAGGAGGUUCAAACUCAAUUUGAAUCGAUCACCAAAGAAUUGGACGAAUUAUCCGAAAAGAACAAGAGCAUUCAAACCAAGAGGGACGAACUUUUCAACAAAAGAAGAGCUUUGCAAAAUGAGAAGUACGAACACCUCAAGGAAAUAAGAAAGAUUAGAGAUGACUUUGAUGCCAAGUUCAAGAGAUUCAAGAGUGACAUGGACAACGAACGUAAGAAGAGAGAAGAAGAGGAGAAAGCUUACAGAUUGUACCUCGAAAGAAAGGAUCUUCUCGAAGAAAUCCAACAACUUGAAAGCUCUGCUAAAGUUCCAGCGUUCACCGAAGAGAUCAGCCAAGUCAAGGCUGCUAUUUCAUCAUUAGACCCUACCAUUAAGUUUGAAGAAGAAAAAGUCAGCGCUUUAGAUACCUUAGGUUCAUCAUCAUUAGAUAAAAUCAGCACGAAGGUUUCCGAAAUCCAAUUACCUGAAGAUGCUGAAAUCAUCAAGAAGGAGGAGGAAACAUUUUUUGCACCUACUGUCAAAUCCAAGAAGGGUAAGAAGAACAACAACAAGAAGAAGCAAAACAAGACCAUUGAUUCCCAUGUUGUCACCCAAUUGACUGUUAUUGGUGUCAAUGUUCCAGCUACCCAAGAAGACAUACCAAAGGUUGUUGAGCAACUACAGGAAAAGCUAGAAGAAUACAAGAAGAACCAAGUUGACGCCAAUAAGAAGAAUGAAGAACAAGCCAGCGAAAAGAUUGCCAAGAUCAAGGAGACUAUUGCUGAUUUGGACAAACAGAUUCUUGCCGAAUUAGCCAAGGAGAAAGAAAGAGCCAAUGCUGGUUCCGAGACUCCAGAGAAAGAGACCGAAGUCAAGGAGGAGGCAGAGCCAGCAAUGGUCGAAGAUGCUGCUGUUGCUGUUGCUGCCGAAGCCAACUGA